This is a messenger RNA of Lagopus muta (rock ptarmigan), 1627 nucleotides long. Its product is annotated as alpha-N-acetylgalactosaminide alpha-2,6-sialyltransferase 2-like. The record is from RefSeq and is a predicted model, not a curated record. NCBI's taxonomy places the organism in Eukaryota, Metazoa, Chordata, Aves, Galliformes, Phasianidae. Gene Ontology annotation, molecular function: sialyltransferase activity. The transcript is spliced from 9 exons. Bases 258 to 1493 code for a protein of 411 amino acids.
CCAUUUCCCCCCUUUCAUGCAGCUUCCGCCCGCAGCGCUCCGCACCGUGCCCUGAGCUGUGCUCUGUCCCAUCCACACUGUGCUGCCUGGGGCUGGAUGCUGGCUGUCCCCGCUCCAGCUGUACUUUGUCACACGGGCACAGCGGCCACGGAGUCCCAAGGCCGACGGGAGGAAGGCAGGAGAGAAGACAGGAGCGCUUUCCACCUUGAGCCCUGCACCAAGGCUGAGGCUCCCAUCCCUCCCUGCAAGCAUCCACCAUGAGAAGACCCCCAGGAGCCCGCUGCUGCCCCCCAGCCCUGAUGCUGUGCUCGGGACGCUGUGCCCGCAGCACCGGGCUGCUCCUCACUCUGCUCACCGUGCUGCUGCUGCUGCUCCUGCCGCUGCCCACACAGCGCAGCCUAUGGCUCCAGCUCUCCAGGAUUCCUGUCCACCAUAGAGCCACAACCACAGCAGCCCCGCAGCAGGUGACACAGGCAGCACAGCCAUCCCCUGUCCCCAGCAUGCCACCAGACCUCGGGGACACAUAUGGGCAGGAUGAGACCUACAGCAGCUCGGGCUGUCCCAAGAGCAUCAGGAAGAGAAUUGGGGCCACCGAGUUUGGGGACACUUUCCUGCCCACCAUCCCGGUGCUGCAGUGGGCACGGCACGCACAGGAGGAUGAGUAUCAGCGGCUGCGCCGAUACGGGGGGGCUCACGGCUGGAAGGACAUCCGCUGGGAUGUGCUGAAGUCAUCCCUGUCCCUCCUCAACGCCUCGAGCAGCGCUCUGCUCUUUGAUACCCGCCCUCUGGCCGCAAGUUGCAUCCGCUGUGCCGUGGUGGGCAAUGGGGGCAUCCUCCACGGCUCCGGCAUGGGCCCCACCAUUGAUGCUCAUGACUACGUGUUCAGGGUGAACGGGGCCAUCACGGAGGGCUUUGAGCACGAUGUUGGCAGCAGGACGUCCUUCUACGUCUUCUCCACCAACACCAUGGUGAACGCGCUGCACAGCUACGCCUCCGAUGGCUUCCGGCAUCCACCCCAAACACCGGAAACUUGCUAUGUCUUCCUCCCAGACCACGACCGUGACUACCUGCUGCUGCGGGCGGCCCUGAGCCAGCAGCGUGUGGACAGCGGUCGGGAUGAGGGGGUCCGCCCCCAGGAAUUCUUCGGGGAGGACCUGCAGGUGGGGAAAUUUAGGAUGCUGCACCCAGAUUUCAUCCGCUACCUCAGGAACCGAUUCCUCCGUUCCCACAUCCUGGCCACCCCACUCUGGCAGCUGUACCGGCCCUCCACCGGCGCCGUGAUGCUGCUGACCGCCAUCCACACCUGUGACCAGGUUAGUGCCUUUGGGUUCAUGACACCGGGCUACCGGGCGUACUCAGAUCACUACUUCGACCGUGGGCACAAGGAGGUGCAGUUCUUCAUCAACCAUGACCUGAGGAUGGAGAUGCAGCUGUGGCAGCGACUGCAGCGCAGCGGGAUCCUGUGGCUCUACACCGGCUCAGAGGGGACGUGAUGCUGUCAGGGGGCUGGGUGUGCUGCUGGGACCUGUGAGUGAGGAGCUGGGACUCGAGCAGAGUUUGUGAUGAGUUUUGCCAGGCCCUGCACAGCUCUGCUGUGGGGUAAAAUUAAUGAAUCACGUGAAUCUGA